This is a messenger RNA of Cavia porcellus (domestic guinea pig), 3640 nucleotides long. RefSeq names its product coenzyme Q5, methyltransferase (gene Coq5). NCBI's taxonomy places the organism in Eukaryota, Metazoa, Chordata, Mammalia, Rodentia, Caviidae. The coding region runs from base 34 to 1017 and encodes 327 amino acids. The transcript is spliced from 7 exons. The record is from RefSeq and is a predicted model, not a curated record. Gene Ontology annotation, molecular function: methyltransferase activity. Gene Ontology annotation, biological process: ubiquinone biosynthetic process.
UGUUUUCCGGAUCCCUAAUACCUGACUGUCAAGAUGGCGGCCCCCAGGAGCUAUGUUCUAUGGAGCUACUGCGGCCGUGGGUGGUCGCGGUUGGUGCGAACCUGCGGGCCCCGAGGGCUUCAUAGCUCCUUGCCUGCGGGCUCAUUGGGUGUGCGGUUCUUGUCUCAAGAGAAGCAUGCAACGCAAACGCACUUCGGAUUUGAGACUGUGUCGGAGGAGGAAAAGGGGGGCAAAGUCUAUCAGGUAUUUGAAAGUGUGGCCAAGAAAUACGAUGUGAUGAACGACAUGAUGAGCCUGGGCAUCCAUCGAGUUUGGAAAGAUAUGCUGCUAUGGAAGAUGAACCCGUUGCCUGGGACUCAACUGCUUGAUGUUGCUGGAGGCACAGGUGACAUUGCAUUCCGGUUCCUUAAUUACAUUCAGGCACAGCAUCAGAGAAAGCAGAAGAGGCAGUUAAGGGCCCAACAAAAUUUAUCCUGGGACGAAAUUGCCAAAAAGUAUCAGGAUGAAGAAGAUCCCUUGGGUGGUUCCCAUGUCAUGAUCUGUGACAUCAACAGGGAGAUGUUAAAGGUGGGACAGAAGAAAGCCUCUGACCAAGGACACAAGGCUGGACUUACAUGGGUGCUGGGAGAUGCUGAAGAACUACCCUUUGAUGAUCAUAAGUUUGAUAUUUACACCAUUGCCUUCGGGAUCCGAAAUGUCAUACACAUUGAUCAGGCACUCCAAGAAGCUCAUCGGGUCUUGAAGCCAGGAGGACGGUUUUUGUGCCUGGAGUUUAGCCGAGUAAACAAUCCCCUCAUAUCCAGGCUUUAUGAUCUAUAUAGCUUCCAGGUCAUUCCUGUCCUAGGAGAGGUCAUUGCAGGAGACUGGAAGUCCUAUCAAUACCUUGUAGAGAGUAUCCGGAAGUUCCCAUCUCAGGAAGAGUUCAAGGAGAUGAUAGAAGAUGCAGGUUUUCAGAAGGUGACUUAUGAAAGUCUUACUUCAGGCAUUGUGGCCAUUCAUUCAGGCUUCAAACUUUAGCUCCUUUUCCUAUCCUGGAGAGAGAUCCAGUAAUACACUGUUGACAUCCUGGAACCCAAGGAUAACCUGGCUGAUGAGACAGCAGCUCCUAUUAAGGAUAUGAACCAUGGGCUCAUGUUCUGAAGCACCCAAAGGGGAAGAAACACAUCUAUGUCUUUUUUUUUUUAAAUAACUUUCAUUAGAAGCUGCUUAGAUCUUUUCUCAGAGGUAUUUGGUCUGUUAUUUUGUUUUUCUUCAACUCCUUUGGCUAUGCACUUUGGGGUUGGGUGAGAGCAGUACUAAGCCCUAACACACAGUUUCCAAGUACAGUAUAUUUUUGCUAAUGGCGCUGCCUUCCAGAGGGGUAAUGGAUCAUUUGAACCCAGUGAUGACUUACUGUGUUUGAGUCAAACUUUCACCAUGCUCUAGGACCUGAAAACCAAGGUCUAAGUCAGAGGGCUAACAACACUAGAAUUAUGGGCCAGGGUAUAGCUCAGAGCGUGUGCUUAGAAUACAAGAGAUCCUGGGUUUAAUCUUCAGCAUGCACACACAUCCUGGAAGUGUAUGGUGGAUCAGUAAAUGAAUUUACAAAUUGGAUAGUAUUUGUCAAUGUUUGCUUGCUUGCUUUUUCUUUUUUUGUACCAGGAAUCGAACUCAUGACCUCACGCUUACCAGGCAGGCACUGUGCCGCUGAGUUGUGUUCCCGGCCCAAUCAUUGCUUUCUUACAUGGAUUAAAGGAAAAAAAAUUUUUUUCAUGGUGCUGUAACUCAAACCCAGCUCCUCUCUUUAGCCCUGUACCACUCACGAACUACAUCCCUAGCCUGAAAGUACAUUAUUUCAUCAUGCUUUUAGUGCUCUUUGAUCAAAUUCAGUAUUUUCUCUUCACUGGCAGUCAUAAAAACACUCUACUAAAUCCUUGUUUAUAAAAUACAGGCAAACUCCUGCUUUCAUACCAAGAAAGAAAUAAAGAGCGGAGGCAGGAGAAAAGAAAGAGAACUAUUUAUAUAACUGAAUUCUUCCAGCAAUCAGGAAUGAAUCUGAGGGAGCUCAUUGUCUUUUGUUUGUUUGUUUUGUGAUACUGGGUAUUGAUCCCAGAACCUUUGCACUGAGCUCUAUCCCCAGCUCUUUAUUUUUGAGAUAGGGUCUUGCAAAAUCUCUUAAGUUACCCAGGUUUAUCUCAAAUUUGAUGAUCCUCAUGCCUCUGCCUCCCAGAGACCCUGAAUUAUAGGUGUGCACCACUACACAUGGCUUUUCUCUCACUUUUUUUUGUAGAGACAAUCUUACUACGUUGCCCAGGCUAAAAAAUAAAAAAUAAAUCGCCCAGGGUGGGCUCAAACUUGGAAUCCUCCUGCCUCAGCGCCCUGUUACAAUCCACUGUUUGAUGUUAAAGGAGGCUAUAUGCCAGGCAUAAUGACAGACACCUGUAAAUUCCAGCAUUUGGGAGGCUGAGGCAGGAAGAUCAUUGCAAGUCUGAGGCCAGUCUAAAAUAUACAGUGAGACUGUGUCUCAAACAAAAACAAAAAUAACUGUAGUUUUUGAAUAUGAAACUUAAUGGACCUUGCUAAAAAAUCAGUGUGUGUUAGGGCUGGGGAUUUAGCUCAGCGGCAUAAGCGCCUGCCCUGUAAGCAGGCAGUCGUGAGUUCGAUCCCUGGUACCUAUAAAAACGAAAAAGACCAAAAAAAAAAAAAAAAACCAAAAAAAACCAGUAUGUGAUUUGGCUAGCAGUUUAAUUGUGGAUAACUUAGCUCAAGGAUUUUUAAAAGGGAUUCAGAAAGAAAAAAAAAAAAAAGAUUCAGAUAUGCUGAUUACUGGCCCAGCACAGAAAGGAUCAUUUAUGUAUCUUUAUUAGAUCUUAUCACUGAAUAGUUUCCAGAUAUAGCUAGCUGUAUACAACAGUCUCAUAAACAGUUUAAGGGCAUUUGAGAAUAGAAAAACUUUUAGAUUACAUUUUGUUUUCAACCAGCUGGAGCCUGUUGGCUUUUGAAGCUAAUAGGAAAGAACAGACACUGGAAGGAAUUUCAUAAGCCAUCAACAAAGUCUUAUCACCAUAGCAAUGUGGUUUUCUCACAUCUGAAUCAAAAAAUUAAAGUUACAAGCUGUCAACUUCCUAACAGUAGAUAUGGAUCAAAUCAAAUCAGAUUAGUACCUCUAAUGUUCAGCUGUAAUGUCUUGAAUCACCUUUGGGUCUCUUGCUGGAAAAGAUCAUCAGUUUGGAACAGGGCUAACUGGAAAAGAGAGAGCUUUGGUGGCCAAAUUCCUCUUUGGGCUUUUUACAUAAAUACAAAUCUAAACCACCUCAGUGGCAUCAUUUUUGCAGAAAUAAUGAGAAAAAAACCUGUUGGACUAAGGAUGUGGUGGCACAUGUUUGUAAUUCCAACACUCAGGACACUGAGCUACGAGGAUCACCAUGAGUUCAAGUUCGGCAUGAACUACAUAACAAGACCUUUUGUUUUUUUAAGCCCUAUUGUUUUAACUGCCACAAAAUAAAUUUUUAGCUAAGUGUGAUGGUUCACACCUGUAAUCCCAGCACUCUUUGGGAGGCUGAGGCCGGAGGAUUAUUGUGAGCUUCAAGGCCAGCAUAAACUUUUUGAGACUGUCUUAAAAAAACAAAUAAAUAAAUAAAUUUGUACUCCUACCUUGAAA